Leptopilina boulardi is the source of this 9020-nucleotide messenger RNA. RefSeq names its product serine-protein kinase ATM-like. Lineage: Eukaryota; Metazoa; Arthropoda; Insecta; Hymenoptera; Figitidae. The coding region runs from base 176 to 8650 and encodes 2824 amino acids. The record is from RefSeq and is a predicted model, not a curated record. The transcript has 18 exons. Gene Ontology annotation, molecular function: protein serine/threonine kinase activity; protein binding. Gene Ontology annotation, biological process: DNA repair.
ACCCAAACCUGGUUUUGCUUUGCCGCUAUUUAAACGUGAUUUAAACCAUAUUUAUAAACAGUUUACUGAAAAAAAAAUUGUAUAACCUAAUUUUUUUGAAAAAAAUUUCGCCAGUAGAAUUAGUUUUAAAAUAAUCGUAAUAAUCAAAUGACAACCGUGAAAGAAAAUUAUCAAAAUGUCUAUGAAACGAAUUACGCGUGUAAUAGAGCUAGCAAACAAAAAUAGUGCUGACAGAAAGUCAGCAGUGCAACAGUUGUCCGAGCUUUAUAAUAAUAAAAAUCUUUUGCUACAAAUUACACAAAAUAGUGUAAAUAAUGAAGAAAACACUACUUCAUGGAAUGAUAUUUUACAUGCAGUUCAUAAAAUCGUCACUCAGCUGAAAAAUUCAUCACCAUCUAAUGAUAUAAAGAAAGCGAUGGAAAUUUUUUUACAAACUUUAAUGUUUGCCAAUAAUACAUUACGAACGCCCGAUAUAAUAUCAUUUAUUUUGCAAAUCUUAAGUUCCCCCGAAUAUUUGUUUGCACAAGCAACAUAUUUUUCCGCUUUGACUACUUACAUACUUCCUGUUGUUAAAUAUCAAAAUAAUAUAACUCAAGAGCAAUGGGAAGAGUUAUUGGACCUCAGCGAAAAUUGUUAUAAAAAUGAAUUGUACCUUGGGAAAAAAGACAAAGUUUUAGAAGUAAUUCAAUUGAUAGUAAAAUAUGGAUGUUCUUUGUCAAAAUUAACAUACAAAACGAGAAAAUUAAUACCAUUUAUGGAAGAAAUUUUUGACGAUAUGAAAAGAAAUGAAACAAUUAUUCUUUCUGGUCUUAAAUUGGCAAUUGUAGUUUGUCAAGAAAUAGCCAUUGAAAGUCGUCAAUUAUUGUGUAAAUUUGGCGAGACUGUAAUACCAAAAUGCAUGAAUUUUCCUAAACUUGAUGAGAAAUAUAAAUUGUUUUUAAUAUUAAUUCAAAUUCAUCAUCCAAUUGGAGCAUCAGUGGACAAUGAAAUUUCUUAUGUUAUUGAUAAGGAUAUUUGGAAAACUAUAUUAAAUAAUAUGUGUAUCAUGAUUUUACAAAAUAGUAAAACUCAAACUCUCUCUGAAAGUUGUAUUGAUCUUGGAUGUGAAGUUUUCAGACAUAUAAUAGAAGAUCCCGAUACAGCAAAAGAGAUCUUUAAUCAAAUCGAGAGACAAAGCAGUGACAAUGCAAAGAGAAGACGUAUUUCUAAUGAAAAUGGAUUUUUAAUUAAUAUGAUCGCUGGUUGUACACCUGAACUUGCCUUACCAAUGUUACAAAUUUUUGCCAAACUUUUUAAAAAAUAUCCAACUACUCUAAAAAAAGAGGAAUUGCCAUUAUUUUUACAAACUGUGUCAUCGCUACUCAUGAAAUCGAGUAGUUCACCAAAAAUUUGUACAACUUUAUACGAACUUGGAAUUGCACUUGUUGAUGUUGAAAAUAAUUUAGAUUCUCAAGAAACAGCAAAUAAGAAUAAAUUAUUAUGGAGCGAAAUUUUGGACACAGUCACCAGCUAUUUAUCGUCAAAACACAAUCAAGAAUUGGGUCAUCAAUUUUUACAAUAUUUAAUUGAAAACGACAGAUUCAUAAAUUUGAAUUCUUUACUAAAAAUGUACACAUCAAAAACAAUGAAUUGGUCUCUAUUUAGUCUUCAAACAUUAUUAAUAAUAUGCAAUCAUACAAUAUUACCAGAAACUAUUCACGAAUUUAAUUCAAAUUUAAAUUCACCAAAAACAAAUAUGACUCCACUUGAAACUCAACUUUUGGAAUAUAUCAUAAAUAUUCCAUGGAAAAAAAUUUUAAGAUUAGAAUCGAUACAAAUUUUAUCAAAACUAUUAAUUGGUUUAAUAUUAAAAUCAUGGGAUAGAAAUACAAUACAAAUUAUCACCAAAGAAAAUAAAAAUGAAACAACAUAUAAAUUAAAUAAUCUCACAGAUAUUGAAAAAUGUUAUUUAGCAACAAAUUUUUCUAUAAAUAUUUUUGAUGAACCAAAAAUGCAAUUAAAACAGAAUAAUACAAAAUAUUUUGACAACAAAGAACAAUUAAAUGCCUUAUUUUUGCAAUUGGAAAAUAUUUUCAAAACAAAUAGUAAAAGCGAAUCAAUAAGAAUAUUAAUCGUUCAAUGUGCAUUAAUUGCAAGAAUAAUCAGUGAUUUAAUUGAAAUUAAAGUAUUUGAAAAUAAUAUUCACAAUUUUCCUCUUAUGCCUCUAUUUCAAGAGAAAUUCGAAAAAAUCUUUCAAUUUAUAGCUGAAACCGAUUUAACGACACUUCAACAUAAAAAUACUUUACAUAUUAUGAAAGUUUUAAGAAUUCUUUUUCAAGCAACAACUAAUCAUUCAAUUAAUCAAAUUCUUAUUGAAUCAUCGACAAUAAAUGUUAAAGCAUUACAAAAUUUAUAUUCAUUUUUAAAAUCUCGUGAAUCUAUUAAUACUGAAAUAAAAUCACAGGAAUUGAUAUUAAAUAUUGAUAUUGAUUUUAUUGGUAAAGAUAAACAAAUGGAACAAGCCAAUAUUGAAGAAGAAAGAAAAAGUAUUGUUAAAACAUUAAUUUUAUAUUGUUGUAUUGCAACUGAUAAUAAUGCAUUAAUUGACAUACAAGAAAAUUUAAUGCACAGUUUAUUAAACAGCGAUGGUUAUGAUUUUAAAUCACCAAAAGAUAUUCAAGUAAUAUUAAUUAUUCUUGAAAUAAUUACUAACAGUGAAUUAUCAAUACACACUGAAGUAUCAGUUGAAAUAAUAACAAAUUUACUAGAAGAAUUAUUUCAACAUUUAUAUAAAAAUCAAGAAAUGGCAAAAAAAUUAUUAAUUUGGUUACCAAAAUUCUUUCAAAUUGCCAUUAAAUAUGAAGAAAAUGUUUUUCAUAUUUUAAAAAUACUCGAACAAUUUCAUCAACUUUUACAAGAAACAAUGAGAGAGAGAAAAAAAACUUACGGUCCAUUGAUGUAUGUGGAAUUUUUAAAAUGUUUAAAACAAAUGAUUUUAAUUGAUAGUUCAUUAAAAUAUUUAAAACAAAAUCAAACAAUUGAUUAUUUAUUGAAUUACAUUAAUAAUCAAUUUUUUGUCGUACGAUUGGAAGCCGCACAUUGUGUAUAUCAAUUAUUUUCAUCACAAAAUAUUGAUUAUGAAUGGAAAUUGGAAUUUUUUGAAAAAUUAAAAAUACUAUUGAACAAUUCAUUUGUUAUUAAAGGAAAAUUGGAAAAUUUCGAAAAAGCCGAUGAAUUAAUAUCACGUGGUACAAGUAUGUUGUAUAUUAUAUCGGCAAUUAUUUAUGGAUGUAAUUUCUUAAAAUUACCAGCACUUUUUAUUCUUAUUCAUUUUGCUGCACAAAAAGGUGUUGAUACACGAAAUGUUGGAAAAAUAUUGAAAAUCGUCACUAAAGAAAAUAAAACAAUAAUUGAGAAAAAUUUAAAUUAUUUAUUAUUAAGUUGGUGGAAUAUACAGGAAUCAUUUGAUAAAUUUCCCUAUGAAGUCACUUAUUGUUCAAAUGAGGAUGAAUUUUACAAUAAUUUCAUGCAAAUAUUACUUCCAGUUUUAAUACAAACUGGUAAUAUUGAUCAAGCAAUAAUUCUCUGUCAACAGCAGGAAUUUAAUUUCGAACAUGAAUUUGAAAAUUCAUUUGCAAAAAUUAUUGUUUGGUUAUUGAUGAAAAUUACCAAAAAUCCUGAUAGUUUAUCAAGAAAUAUUCUUUGUAAUUUAGAAUCAAAUCAAAAGGAAUUUCGUUCUGUACGAAGAUUUAUUGAUUUACUACAUGAAAAUUUAGAUGAAAUUAUUGUAAAACUAAUCGUUGAAUUACAUGAUGAAAGUUAUAUUUUAAAUUUAAUGGAAAUUAAUGUUAAAUUUCCCGAAACAUAUUUUACACGUCUUUGCGUGAAUGAUGUCGAUGCAUGUUUAUUGUAUAUGGAAAAUAAUUUUUUUCUCUCAGGUAAAUUAAUGCAUUAUUUAGGAAGUGAACGAUGUGAUAUUUUACAAAAAGUUCUACUUCAAUUGACAAAGAAUAUUUAUGAUAAUAUUGAUGAAUAUAAAUUGAAAGCAUUUCAUCAAUAUUUUUACUAUUGCGAUAUAAUUGCGAGGGAAUUAAAAAGUUUUCAAUUUAAUGAAAUUGCACCAUUUUUGAUACGUGAUAUUUGUUCGACAUUAAUUUAUCAAAUUGAUGAUGAUAAUCAAUUUACUGAAAUGAUUUGUAAGUAUUUUUAUAAAUUUCUUCAAAUGUUUCUACCCGAACGUUCUUUGGAUUUUAAGGACAUUUUUAUAUUCUGCAUUAAGAGUUUAAUGAAAUGUGUGAUUAAAAAUGAAAAAUCAUCAGCAUUUUGUUCACUUGAAUUUCUUAUAGUUUGUCAAAAAAAUGUAUUUGUUGAUAUUAUUGCAAAUUUAGAUUUUAUUCCCAAUUCAUCGGCUUUUGAGGAAAUGAGAAAAAUACAUAAAAGUUUGCGAUACAAUACAAUGGAACAUGAAUCAUUGGAAAGUGAAAUUUGUCAUUUUUUAAAUUGUGAUGUAAAUUUCAUUGAUACAGAAUGUUUAAUACGUUUACGUAAACAAUUAUCAUUGAGACGUGAUGAAUUAAAGGAAUAUUAUCAAAAAUUAGAAAAACUUCGUGGUUUUGCUGAAGAUUGUGCAUCGAGUAAAUUACAUCAAUUGAUACAUAAAUUAAUAAAAUUAAUGGAAUCGUCAAAAUCUGAAAUAUCACAAGAGGCUGCAAAAUGUUUAGGUUUUUUGGGUCCGGGAAAUUUGUCAACAAUGAUAUUAUUGCCUGAAGAAAUUAAACGAAUUGAAAAUACAAAUCGAUUUGAAAUGUUGACGUAUAAAAUAUUAAUACUUUUGUCAGAAUUAAUAAACGAUAGAAAUAUUGAAAUACGCGAGGCAAGUGCAAAUGCAUUAUACAAUGUUUUAUCAUCAUUUUGGGGACGGAUUUUAAUAAAAGAAAAUUAUUUAAAAGAUUUCGAGGGCGUUAUAAAUAGUAAUGAAUUACAAAAAUUGUUACACUAUAUUCGACCAUUUAUAACAAAAUCAAGUGGAACUGAUUCAAUGGAUAUUGUAUUAUUGAAUAUUUGUUCAGAAUUAAAAGACGAUUCUUGGAUUGAAAAUGCAAGCGAUGUUUAUGGAAAUUGGAUUAAAACAUUUGCAUGUACAAUUGCUAAAUGUUAUCGUAAUUUUUUUAUGAACAGUAUUAUACCAAUUUUUCAAUUGAGUGUACAAUUUUGUGAGAAAAUGCUUCCAUUAAUGGUGAAUGUAUUGUUUGAUGAUGGAAAAUUAAUUGACGAAACUUGUGGAUUUAUUAAUCGUUUUUUUCAUUAUAAUUUUCCCAUUGACAAUGAGAGAAAUUCAUUUCUAUUGAAAUCUGAUGAAAUGAAAAAUAAUCCCAAAUGUAGCUAUGAAUCGGUUCAUUGUAUGUUGAAUAUUGUGAAUUUCAUUUGGAUUCAAUCGGAAAGAAUUGUGAGUUUGAAUUUUGAUUAUUUAUCAAUUGCUAAAGGUGCACAAUUUUGUUCGGCAUAUUUCACAUCUGUAUUGUAUGCAGAACUUUGGUGUGAUUCAUUUUUAAAUGGAAAUCGUGAUAUGGAAACGAGUACAUUGAUUGAUUAUAUUAUUGAGAAAGAUUUGGUGCGUGGAAAAAUUCUUCAAGAUAUUGUUCGCGAGGCUAAUGUUCGUAUUGGUGAUCCAGAUGCAAUUCAUGGAUGUGGAUCAAUGCAUUUACUUGAUUCAGCGUCACGAAUACAACGUUAUGUUGAUUUAAAACAAUGGGAUAAAGCAAUACUCAUGCAGGAUAUUGAACUUUCUUGUGGAAUUGAAUCAAACAGAGAUAUGCUGCAUAUUCUGCAACAGACUGGCUUGUAUUUUCUAUUAAAUCAAUUUGCAUCGAGUUUAAAUGAUGAUAAAGUAAAUAAGGAGAAUAACGAUUAUAAAUAUGAAUGCGCCUGGAGGCUGGGCGAUUGGAAUUUAUUGGAACAGAAAUCAUCUUCUCAAAUUUCAUUAAUUGAAGAGAAAAAUCAAAGUUAUUAUCAAUAUCACUAUGAAGCACUUAAAUGUCUCAAUGACAAUGAUAAAAUGGGAGUGAAACAAGCCAUUGACAAUGCUCGUUGUUGUGUGAUAAAAUGUCUUCGUAACAUUAGUCACGAAAGCACCAAAGCCGUGUAUCCAAUGUUAACUCAAUUGCAAAUGUUACGGGAAAUUGAAGAAUGGAACAAUACAAAUUCGAAUGAUUACAAUAAUCGCAUUGAGGAAUUACAAUAUUAUGAAUACAUAAAAAAUAAUGAUUUUGAAUUCGUCGAGCCAUUGAUAUCACAAAGAAUCGCUAUUUGCAAAAUUAUGCAAUCACACGUGAUGGACGAGAAAUUAAAAAAUGUUUUAAUUGACAUGCAUAUAGAUUUAGUUCAUUAUGCCGAACAAAGAGGACAUUUUAAAAUAGCUACUCGUACUUUGGAUUCUUUAGUGAUACAAAACGAUCUACCACAGAAGAUAAAAAAUAAAUUAUGUUACAUUGAAGCACAUUUGUCGUGGAAUCAAAAUAAUCAACAGAUAGCACAAUUUCUUCUCAGACUUUUAAUAAAAGAUACAUCUGUAUCACCUAGUCUUAGAGCUCAGGCAUUGUGUAUGUUUGGAAAUUGGAUAGGAAAAACAGAAUCGGAAAAUCCACAAAUUAUUAUAAAGCAAUAUUAUCAAGAAUCAAUAAAUACUUUUUUGUCUAUUAAAGAGCCAACAUCACAUGAUUUAAUUAAUUUAUAUGAAACACAAGCAGCACUUGCUCGAUUUGCUGAUAUGCAAUAUCGACAAAUUACUGAAUAUAUCAAAUCGCCACAAUUUAAAACUCUAAAAUCAUUGGCAGAACUUUCAAAUAGUAUGACAGACAAAAUUGAUUCCAACGAUAAUGAAUUGAGAAAAGCAAUAACCAUCUAUCAACGACAGAGUAGAAAUGAUGCAGCGGAACUUGAGAGUUUUGAAAAGGAUAAAAAUACAUAUUUGUCCCUCGCAUUGGAAUACUACUUGAAAACAUUAGAGCAGAGUGGUGAUCAUGAUUUCUUAAUAUUUCGUGUUGUAUCACUUUGGCUGGACAAUAUGCAGCAUCCAAUUUUUAAUUCAAUUUUAGGGAAAUAUCUUCCAAAAAUUGCGUCCUACAAAUUUGUGCCUCUCAUUCCACAAUUGGCGCCACACAUGAAUAUUGUGAAUGAUCAAUUUACAUCGAAAAUUAAUGAAAUUGUGAGAAAAUGCGCAAUGGAACAUCCACAUCAUACAUUACCAGUAUUGUUGGCAUUAAAAAAUUUAAUGGCAGAUUCGGAAUUUUCCAAAUUUCAAGAACCUAAAGAAAAUGAGCCAACCGCACGUGUGAAAGCUGCUACAAAAUUAAUUAAUCAACUAUUAAAAACAAAAAUUCAUCCAAUUAUUGAAGAAAUGUCACAACUUUCAUAUUCUCUUAUGCAUCUUGCUUAUCUUGCUCUAGAAAAAAAACGAGCAAAUCAAACUCAUAUGAUACCAUCCAAUCAAGCGAUAUGUAAAAUCAAAAAUUUGAAUAAUAUUUCUAUACCAACAAUGACUUUAAGUGUUCGAAAAAAUGGAAAUUAUGAGCAUAUUGUCGGUAUUCAAAAGUAUAAAAAUACUUUUGUCACAGUUGGUGGAAUAAAUGCACCAAAAAGAAUUGAAUGCAUUGGAACCGAUGGUAUUACAAGAAAACAAUUGGUUAAGGGACAAGAUGAUAUGAGACAAGACGCUGUUAUGCAACAAGUAUUUACUGUUAUUAAUUCAUUAUUGAACGCAAAUAAGGAAACUAAAGAGAGAAAGUUAAAUAUAAGAACCUAUAAAGUUGUUCCUCUUACACAACGUUCAGGAGUUUUAGAAUGGUGUGAAAAUACAAUGCCAAUAUCGACUAUUCUUCUUGGUCCCGAUCGAAAUUCGGGAAUUCAUAAAAAAUAUUAUCCAAACGAUCCUACUGGUUUGCAGUGCCGUCAACAAAUGGAGGCUGUGUCUUGCGAUUCAAACGAAGUGAAAUUAAAUACGUAUCUUAAGUGUUGCAAAAUGUUGCAUCCAGCAUUUCAUCAUUUCUUUACGGAAAUGUAUCCCUCAUCAGAAGUUUGGUUUGAAAGAAGAUUAACUUACACUCGAAGUAUUGCUACAAAUUCAAUUGUUGGCUACAUUCUAAGCAUUGGAGAUCGACAUUUACAAAAUAUAUUGAUUGAUCAAACGACGGCAGAAGUAAUACAUAUUGAUUUUGGCAUUGCUUUUGAGCAAGGAAAACUUUUAUCAACACCGGAAACAGUUCCAUUUCGACUUACACGAGAUAUUGAAGUAGCAAUGGGUAUAUCCGGUGUUGAAGGUGUUAUGAGACGUUGCUGUGAAAAAACAUUAAAAUUAUUACAAGAACAAAAAGAAAUAAUUGUAACAUUACUUCAAGUUUUGCUUUACGAUCCUCUAUUUAUAUGGUCAAUAAGUUCAACUAAAGCUUUUAAAUUUCAAAAUUCAAGUUCAAUGGAAUCUACAAGUAGCGACACUGGUGCUUUUGAAAUAAACAAAUUUGCAAACAGAGCAUUACUCAGGGUACAACAAAAAUUGCAAGGAGUAGAGGAUGGUGUUACUUUAAGUGUCGAGGGACAAGUUGAAAGUUUAAUUCAACAAGCUCGUGAUCCUAGUAAUUUGUGUCUACUUUUUCAUGGAUGGCAAGCAUAUUUAUAAUUUGAUAAAUUCAAAAACAACAUAAUAUUAUAUAGUAUAUACAAAAGUUUUCACAAAUGAAAUGAAAAUUUUUAUCCUUCAACAUAAUAUGUACGUAUGUAUAAAAUUUUAUCUUAUCGUAAUUAUUUAUUCUUAAAUCGAUAAAAAAUAUUCUUUUUUUUUUUAAAUUUAGAAAAUAUGAGAUCAAUAUUUUUAUACACUUUGUAUUAAACUUUUGAGACAAAAUGCGCUUUUAUACUCAAUAGAUUUAAAAUAUUAAAAAUAAGAAUUGUAAAUAUUUACAUAUUUUCAAAUACUGUGAUUUUAAUAGUUGUAUAAUUUUUCUUUAAUUGUUCACCGAGUGAAUAAGUAAUAAAUAUUUAUAAUAAUA